Molecule: messenger RNA, 2888 nt
Organism: Drosophila erecta
Lineage: Eukaryota; Metazoa; Arthropoda; Insecta; Diptera; Drosophilidae
Exons: 5
Coding region: 1966-2421 (151 amino acids)
Source: RefSeq, a predicted model, not a curated record
UGUACUGCCGAAUAUUGCAGCCCUGGGUGCAAACGCUUGAUCUGGCAACUCUAUAAAAAUGUCGCCCACAGUUGUGAAAAAAUGAAGAUAAAUUCCGAAAAUGGUUGUUAAUUUAUUAAACAAAAGAACAGGAGGAUGACUACAAGGUGCACCUGCCGCUCCUGGUGGCAAGGAAAAAGAAGACUCCUGGUGGCUCCCGCAAGCAGAACUUUGACCAUCUGGAGGUGAGCUUCACCAGAAGCAACCGGGGUAACAACUUGCUGACCAUCGACGGCAAACCCUUCACCCUCAAUCGCCGGAUCAAGGAUGUCUGCUACUGGGAGUGCGUCAAGCUGCGCUGCAAGUACAUUAAGUGCUCCGCCCGCGUGGUGACCAAGUCCAAUCGGAUCUCGGCACUGCGCGGGCUCCACAACCAUCCCUAAGUUACGAACAACUACCUGUGCCAUCUCAUUAGUCUAAUAAAUGUGUUUACGUUGAACAAGUUUAUAUCUUCCGCUCCUCCUAUCGUUGUUGUUUUGGUAGUGUCCUUGCGAAAUUCAGGAGGCCUUCUGACUAAUUUCUUCCAAUUCUUGCAGAAUGCUACCAACUGGUGGCCAAUCGACGCGGUGGGAAGAACCUCAUCUUCCAGGGGCACAUGUACUCCGUGGAACGCAAGUACCGAAAUAGCAUCAACUGGGUGUGUUCCAAGAACAGCAACAGCGUGCUCCGCUGCCCGGCGAGGUGUGUCACAAAUCGGGAAAGUAGCAACGACAUCAAGCUAAGUCACCGACGACACAAUCACCCGGCGGAUACCUUUAAGCCACAUUCGCGCUGUCAAAAGCGUCACGGGAAGCGCAAUAGCAAGUAACCAUGUUCGACUUUUAGCAAAGCAUGCAGCUCCGAACCAGGAUUUUCCAAUUAUUUUCGGCACCGUAGUGUUUGCCGACAGAACGGUUUUACGAUAAUCGAUGGCUUCCGCUUCGUGAUCGGCACUACAAAUCUGCGUCGCACCUAUUUGAAGUGCGCCAACUUUCGCAGCAACUGCCGGGCCCGCGCCAUCGUAAAUAGGGACACGAAUAAAGUGCGGAUGAGGAAUGAGGGCCACAAUCACAGCCGUAAGGAUGCGGUGAGCGGACGUAGCUCUAAGAAGUAGCAGACAGCUCGAAGCUAGCCCAGUAUGUGCGCUCCAACCGUGGAACCGAUCUUGUUUACCACGAAGGAAACACCUACACACCCAAUGAAAAGCUGAGGGAGGGACAAAAAAGUCGGGACUGGAAGUGCUCAAUGUACCACAAGGCCAAGUGCCGCGCCCGCCUGGUAACUCGCAUCACCGGUGGAGGGGAUAUUAUUCACGUGACCAGCAACCUGCAUACACACCCCACAAUGUACACCACGCAGAAAAUUGAUACUCGCGUGGAUGACCAGAAACUGUGCCUCGAGAGGAAUCCACUCUGCGUUAACACACGAUCGAUUAAGAUGUAGAGCAAUACAUCUAUCGACAUUGCAUCAUCUCCCAGUGGAGGCCAUAUUUGAUGCGGACGGUAAGCAGAUGGACUUCAUCCCCAACAUUCGAGUCAUUCGAAGUCAACGGAAGACCAUAAAGCUGAUGUUUAAAAAGUAUGCCUACUCAAAGACCAACAAUCACGAAGCCACGACUUACUGGCACUGUCGCAGUCGUCGCAAUGGAAAUCCUGCUUGCAAAGCUCGGUUUUCAACAAAGAAGCUCAAGAACGGGCGUUACAAAGUUUAUCUGACCCAGCCGGAGCACAAUCAUCCUCCAAAGAAGCGUCGCCUAUAAUCAGAAUAAUUAUAUUUUAAGAUGAGAGAAAUAUACAAGAGCCAUGACUUGGCAAAAUGACUUGCACUGACUCUGAAUCUGUAUUUAUAGCGAUAGCCUAGCAGUUGACAAUUUACUAAUCCCAAUAUGUACCCUCUCCAUCCACAGAAAGCAGCGUGGCGAUUUACUCGGCCACUUCCCGUGGACGAAUGCAACUGAUCUACGGUGGACAGCCAUUUAUCUUCGAGAAGACACUGAAACUUUCUUCGGGAGAGGAGAAGCGCUUCUGGCGCUGCAACCAGUGGUGGAACCAAAAGUGUCGCUCCCGUGUCUUCACCAUCAACGAUGUUGUCUGUCCGCUUAACCGAUUCCACACGCACGAAGAGAUUGUGCGCCGAAAGAAGCGAGUGCGCCGCGUGCCACCGGUGGAGACGAUUGCCAAGGUGGUUGCCACAACUCCCAGGCAACCACAGCCGCAACAGCCAACCCAGCAGCAACAAGAGAUUCAGCUGACCAGCGAUGCGAUUGCGGGAGCAAUACUGGAAGACGAAUCCCCAGCCACAAUCGAUGUCAGCGAGCUGGGGAUGCACCUAAAAUACGAAGAAAUUGUAGCGGAUGUCACGGGCAUUGGGGGAGCCACGCGAGUGGUCAGCCGCCGGAAGUGAAGUUGGUUUUUUUUUCUGAAGAAAAAUCGCAGUCAGAUUGCUUCUAUAUCUUUGCUUUGAGUUUCCAUUUUUGAACUUGCCACGUCGAAAGCCAAAAGCCAGACAGUUUUGAUGAAUUUAAAAAGGCUACAUACAACUACUAGCCCAUAUUGACAUUUUUAUUAUUAUUUAAGAACAUAUAUUUAAACCUCUUUUACUAAGUGUGAAAAAACAUAUUCCAAGGUUUCUGCUUUUUAUUUUUGAAAUUUAUAAAUGCGUCAUGAUUUCUUUCGACAUUUUUGACACUUCUAGAUUAAAUUCUGUUCCUUCUGUUAUGCCUUUAUUUAAACAAAAUUGACUUAGCUUACUCCCCAUAAUUAUUAAUACAAAACUGCGUUUUAGGAAACGGACAAGCUAGCACUUAUGAUUCAGCUUAUAAACAAUUUAUUAUGUGUACAUUUAAUAAACGUAAGCCCCAAACAAUGCAA